This is a messenger RNA of Phalaenopsis equestris, 996 nucleotides long. Its product is annotated as putative GATA transcription factor 22. Bases 165 to 908 code for a protein of 247 amino acids. The transcript is spliced from 3 exons. Lineage: Eukaryota; Viridiplantae; Streptophyta; Magnoliopsida; Asparagales; Orchidaceae. The record is from RefSeq and is a predicted model, not a curated record. Gene Ontology annotation, molecular function: zinc ion binding; sequence-specific DNA binding. Gene Ontology annotation, biological process: regulation of DNA-templated transcription.
GCUAUUUUCUCGAAGAAAAUGGAAACCCCUUCAAGCUUUUUCUCUCUUAGAUCAUUCUAGUCACCAAACCCUUUUAUACUCACAUAUAUUUGCCCUUUAUUUGUCUCCUCUUCCUCCACCAUCUCCUCUCUCUCUCUCUCUCUCACCUUGCUCUAUAGAACUCCAUGAAUCCAUUCUACAGUUGCCAAAUCUCCCAAUUCUCCCCUCAUGUUGAAAACCAACAUGAAAGCCACAUACCGUUUCUCUCUCUAGGAACUAGCACCACUUCCAUCUCUUCAUAUCCAUUUUUCUUACAUAACCAAAAACAUCAUGUAGCCCAUGAUCAUGGAGGCCUCCCUCAUCACCAAGCUCAACUACAAGAACAGUAUGUUCCAGAAGAAGAUCAACGACAAGGACCAGUUAAAUGGAUGUCUUCCAAGAUGAGGAUCAUGAAAAAAAUGAUGAAUUCGGACCAAGCACAAAAAUCUAGAACCAGAAGAAACAAUCAUCAAAACCCGGAUCAAAAACAAGCAAAACAAGAGAGCAUAAUUCGAGUUUGCUCAGAUUGCAGCACGACCAAAACCCCACUAUGGAGGAGUGGACCUCAUGGCCCAAAGUCUCUGUGUAAUGCCUGCGGAAUAAGGCAAAGGAAGGCAAGGAGAGCAAUGGCUGCUUCUGCUAUGAGUGGUGGUAUGACAGUAAUUAAAGAUGGAAAGGAUAAGGUAUCAGAUUUUGUCGACCAAACGGUCCCUUUUAAGAAGCGGUGUAGGUUUUCUGCUACUGCUUCUGAGGCUGCACAGAGAAAGCUUGGCUUUGAUGAUAUUGUUGUAAGUUUAAACAACAGUUCAGCUAAUUUACAGAGAGUCUUUCCUCAGGAUGAGAAGGAUGCAGCUAUUUUGUUAAUGGCUUUAUCUUGUGGUCUUCUUUGAAGUUAUAGAUGAUUAAUUCUUUUGUUUGAACAAUUUGGUUGGUAUAUGCUUGUUUGAUUAUAUCAAGAGUUUGUGGAGAUGAAAUGAA